AAGGCAGGACAAAUCACGCAGACGGGAGAUCGGAAAUUGCGAUUUUGCCGGACCGCCCCUUGGGAAUGGAGCCACGAUUCUUGAAUGUGUACGCCCAUCCCGACUGUUCUGGUGGACUGGUUCACGUUCGAUCGGGACCGAGUGCCAACUACGAGCCUCUCCGAUCCUGCCAUGUCGGUGUCGAGACGGCCACGCACACCGGCCUGUACCUCGAAGGUCGGCAGUACAUGCAAAUUCGCCGCGAGUUUGCCACCGAUGUGGUGCUUGACGCGACGUGUGUGCACACCGGCCUUGCCGUGGACCUCUUCGCGUUUGUGAACUGCUCCACGAUGGCAUACGCCAUGUUUACCGACGCGAAUUGCUCCCACAACGUCCCCGUCGUGGAGAUUGCACACCCCCACGUCGAGUGUUUUGUUCCGAAUGACGCGGCCGUCCCAUCCAUGCCGCACCCGCCACCCUUGCUCAAGUACAUAAAGGGAUAUGCCAACCCAGACUGCUCGGGGCCACUCACGUAUAUGGCAACGCUGCAAGGUGUGGUGGCCAUCGCGCAUGACACUCAAUCGUGUAUCGAUGGUAUUGAGCUGAAUCGUAUUCCACCGAGAUCGAAGGACUUCGCACUCAGCGCUGCCUACAUGAACAUAGAUAACGGAGUUGACGCGAACAGCCUUGCUCUCGACCGAGCAUGUGUGCAAUUCGCCCCGCGGAAGUUCCUCGUCGUCGACUGUCAAGCCCAAGCGAUUACGUACUACAGCGAUCCGUUGUGUCGUGUUGUCGAUGCACACGGCGCACACGUUGUCCUGGCACCACGGCCAUCCAAAUUGCCAUUGAAUUGCUCAGUUCCAUCGGGGGAUGGCGAGAUGCUCGGUGUCCAGGGAGACUUCUGGGCAAAAGAGUCCGUAGUCCUCGUCGCAGUGCUCGCGAUUGCGUUCGUGGGAGCAAUAUGGCGUGCCGUCGUGUGGCGCAGUCGCCGGCGGCAAAGUCAUGUUCGCUUGUUGAAGUAGAUAGCGAUCCGGAUAAGUGAUGCGAAUUAUCCGAAUGUCAUGUGCUAG
Molecule: messenger RNA, 1049 nt
Organism: Aphanomyces invadans
Lineage: Eukaryota; Oomycota; Saprolegniomycetes; Saprolegniales; Verrucalvaceae
Exons: 1
Coding region: 66-1001 (311 amino acids)
Source: RefSeq, a predicted model, not a curated record